AGUUACUCUCCUGGAAAGCUGAAACAAACAUCAUAACCUGAAAUACUGUGCAGGACUGCUACGUGGGCAUAUUACAUUUAACCUCAGCUCUGAACCAUCUAAAUAAUGCCCUCCAGAUCCAUGUUUUCUGGUGCUCAGGUGUGUUUUGGAUCGUUGGGCUGAUGGAUGUCUAGCAUCUGGAUAAAUAAAUGAAGGUGCUACUCUGAAAUUGACUGAAGACUCCUAGCACUCCUGCCUGUAAAGGAAUAAAAAGCUAUCAUGGCCAUGGUACCUGAAAUCACUUGUGACAUGGAGUAUAUUUACCGAGACGAUGAUGACAGCCAAUUUUAUGAGGCUGAUGGUCCCAACCCAAAGAAGGGUCACCUCCAGUAUCCUGAUCUUUGCUCUGGGGCAAGUCUUCUGGAGGAGGAUGACAUCCAGCUGAAAUUUACUUCUCAACCCCAUCGAUUCCAUCAAACUGUGGUGGUAGUUGUUGCCAUUGAGAAAAUGAAGCAUCUGAACGGAUCCUGUGCCCAGCUAUUCCGGGAUAAUGACCUGAUGAAUAUUUUCACAAGUAUCUUUCAAGAAGAACCCAUCACCUUCGAGAGCUGUAACAUUUAUGAGUCUGACUCCGUCUUUCAGUUUUCAUCCUCCCAAGACUGCACCAUUCAGGACAUAAAUCAAAAAUGCCUGACCUUGUCCAAUGCCAGCGAACUGAAAGCUCUCCAUCUCAAUGGAUACAACAUAAACCAAAAAGUAAUUUUCAGCAUGAACUACUUCAUUGGUGACAUAGGCUCACAGAAAAUACAUGUUGUCCUGUGUAUCAAGAAAAAUAAUCUCUAUCUGUCUUGUGUGAUGCAUAAUGGGAAGCCCACCCUGCAGCUAGAGCAAAUCGCUCAUUUCCCCAGAAGGAACGUGGAAAGGAGAUUCAUCUUCAACAAGACAGAAAUAAAUCAUAAGACUGAAUUUGAGUCAGCAGAAUACCCCAACUGGUAUAUCAGCACUUCCCAACUGGAUGAGCAGCCUGUCUUCCUGGGGAACAUAAGAGGGGGCCAAGACAUAACUAACUUCAUUUUGGAUGAUCUCUCUUAAAUGGACUCUCAAGCAGCAAGUCACCAUUUACCAUGUACUCUAGGACUUAGGCAGAGGGGAGAAGAAAAGGAAUUUGGGAGUCCAUAUGUUAUACAUAUGACAUGUCUUCAACUUAAACCUUAAUAUGUUCUUUGGAGGUUUGUACUGCUACCAUUUAGAUACUGACUUUGCUUAAGGAGAGCCCGAUGGCCCAUUUCAAUGCCUGACUGAGUAGAAUCUGGUGAAAUCAUGAUGAUAGUUUGGUAUUCAAGGUAGGGCCUUGAAGGUUGCCAGGCAGGGAGCAUUAGGAGGGGGAAUUUGGAGAGAGAGAGAAGAUGGCCAUGGAGUAGGAGGGCAAAAGAGGCCUCUGAUCUGUGAAGUUUAGUAAGAAAAUAGGAAAGUGCUGUGGAAUCACUAACUUGACGGUCUCCUGCAUCAUUGAUUCUAAAUGGGCUAGGCUAUGAUUGAGCCCUGUUGACUGUGACUGUGUUCAGAAGCUGCCCUGUUAUUUCCCAGAGACAAAAAUAAAUUGCCUCUGCCAAGAUGGGGCCCCUCCUGAAUCACCCAGAACGAUCUCCCCAAGCCUUGGUUAUUUCCAAAUUCCUCCAAAACUGCCCUGUCAGGUCUUUAGUAAGUGCUUGUUUGUCUAUUUAUUUAUUUAUUUAUUGCUCCAUCUGUUUGUGGAUGCACAUAUGUAUUUAAUUCUCUGAAUGAAAAGGCCAAGAUGAGUCACUGUCAGCUAGAGAGUAAAGCGUUUAAUGUCUGUAAAACUGAAUUAAUUUAUAUUGUUAUGGUCCACUCAAGAGAACUAGAAAUGUAAGUCUGUGUUCUUGAAGUGUUAAUAUUUAUGAAAAGGGAAGGCCUGAUAGCCUUAGCG
Messenger RNA from Dromiciops gliroides (monito del monte), 1927 nucleotides. RefSeq names its product interleukin 1 beta (gene IL1B). The transcript has 9 exons. The record is from RefSeq and is a predicted model, not a curated record. Lineage: Eukaryota; Metazoa; Chordata; Mammalia; Microbiotheria; Microbiotheriidae. Gene Ontology annotation, molecular function: interleukin-1 receptor binding; cytokine activity. Bases 259 to 1071 code for a protein of 270 amino acids. Gene Ontology annotation, biological process: cellular response to lipopolysaccharide; positive regulation of gene expression; cytokine-mediated signaling pathway.